Dendronephthya gigantea is the source of this 909-nucleotide messenger RNA. Its product is annotated as serine/threonine-protein kinase STY17-like. Gene Ontology annotation, molecular function: protein kinase activity; ATP binding. Gene Ontology annotation, biological process: protein phosphorylation. The record is from RefSeq and is a predicted model, not a curated record. Bases 1 to 909 code for a protein of 302 amino acids. The transcript is spliced from 3 exons. NCBI's taxonomy places the organism in Eukaryota, Metazoa, Cnidaria, Anthozoa, Malacalcyonacea, Nephtheidae.
AUGUAUGACCCAAUUCAGAAGAAAAGUCUCGAGAUUAUAUAUGAAAUCCUACCCUGGGGAAUUAAGCUCUGUCCAGCAACAAUAAAUGCCAGUGAUCUUGACUGGAAAAAAGACCACCGUUCAUGCGUCGGCGAGGGGGAGGUAUCUACAGUGUACAAAGGGAAGCUAAAGAAUCUUGGAAGAAAUAAAUCAGAGACUUCUGAAAUGAACGUGGCGGUAAAAGUAUUCAAGAAACAAUUUGAUGAACCGAAUUCAAGAUACUUUUUGCAGGAAGAACUGCAGAUUAGAGAUUUGAGACAUAAAAACGUUCUCAAGUAUUUUGGAGCAGCCCGAACUAGUGAUAAUACUCUUUUAUCCAACGACCACCAAUUUAUAUUCGUGAUGGAAGCAGCCCGACAAAACCUGCGAAGUGUCAUCUUCAAAAACCGAAUUCUGACCCCAGCGGAGUCUGAAAACUCCAAACUAGCAAUCGGCAAGUUCAUUAAGAGGGCGAUGGACAUAGCGGAUGGUUUAAACUACAUUCACGAGAGAGGACUUAUUCACAGACAUCUCAAGCUGGAAAAUAUUUUGGAAGACGAGGACGGGACAGCGAUGAUAUCAGAUAUUGGAAUUGUGGGCCAAUUUUUGGAAACAGAGAAAAGCAUAACUAACCUUGCACCCGAGGUGCUCGAAGACCUCAGGAAUCGUACAAAAGCAGCAGAUGUUUACAGUUAUGGUAUUGUAUUGUGGGAGAUGUGGUAUGGCGCCCAUGCGUUCAGAGAAUUUAUGCCUAUCGAAAAAGUCCAAUUCCGAGAAAAGCUGGUUGAAGGGUAUCGUCCAGAAAUGGAUAACAACAAAUCAACAUACCAAAAAUACAUGGGGUCAUGGUGGCAAGCUGGGCUACUGAGGUUGAAAAGAGAUGGUCAAUGA